This is a messenger RNA of Aaosphaeria arxii CBS 175.79, 1371 nucleotides long. RefSeq lists its product as uncharacterized. Lineage: Eukaryota; Fungi; Ascomycota; Dothideomycetes; Pleosporales. The record is from RefSeq and is a predicted model, not a curated record. The coding region runs from base 1 to 1371 and encodes 456 amino acids. The transcript has a single exon.
AUGCCUGAUGAUGGUGCUGAAACUCCCGGCGGCAGCAAGGCCAAUAAUGCCGAAGAUCAAAGUCAGCCCAACAACCAUCAACAGCAAGGCAUCACCAACCCCAUAAGCACUCCUAACAGAAACACUCCAAACUCAAGCAUUCCUAACCCAAACACUCCAAAGUCAAACAAUUCAAACCAGAACAUCCCAAACACACCCGACAGCGGCAUAAGAUCGUUCACUGGCACCUUCAACGUACAUACUCCACUAAUCAUAAACGGCGGAAAUGUCUGCUUCAGCAUCCGUCAUCACCCAAACAGUCCACCAUUCCCCAGCAGCGGAGGCAACUAUGCAGGCGCCAUCGACCCAAUCAGUCUGGGUCCCAACUUCGCCGACGGUAGAUGUGCCUAUGCAACCGUCCUCAACCCGAACAUUCCGAAUCCCUACUACACUGACGGUAGAGGUGCCUAUGCAACCGUCCUCAACCCGAAUAGUCCGAAUCCCUACUACACUGACGGUAGAGGUGCCUAUGCAAGCUUAUUCAACCCGAACAGUCCGAGUCCAUUCUGCAACAACGGUAGAGGGGCAAGUAGUUCAAAUCCACAUGGAAGCACCCGCACCCCAAAUAGUCCGAGUCCCUACUACACCGACAGUAGAGGUGCCUAUGCAAGCGUCUUCAACCCGAACAGUCCGAGUCCAUUCUGCAACAACGGUAGAGGGGCAAAUAGUUCAAGUCCAUCCUACCUCAACGGCGGAAGGACUUAUGCAAGUACCUCCAAUCCAGAUAGUCCAAGUCCAACGUCUAGCAACGGCAGAAGGACUUAUGCAAGCGCCCUGAACCCAACCCGUCCAAGCCCAUCACAUAUCAACGGUAGAAGGACCUAUGCAAGCAUUCUCGAUCCAAACAGCUCAAGCCCAUCACGCAUCAAUGGCGGAGGUACCCAUGCAAGCAAUCACGCCUCAUCGGAUUUGUCAGACCGGGUAAUUCCAGAAAUUGGAUCUAUGGCCCACUUCCCUUCGUUACCGCAACCACAGCCACCACAGCCACCGCAACCACAGUCACCUCUACCUCAACCACCUCAACCACCGCGUCGCUUCCGAUCCCCAAGACCAUCCUUCACACCGCCACGACUCUCUCCGAGGGGUGAGGUGCUCCUCGCCCCUAGAGUCCCGUCAUCAUGGCAGGUGAGAACCGAAGUAGCGCGUCGAAGAGAAGGUUCCAGCCGUUCUGAGCGGAGUAGCAGAAGCAAUACUAUGGCAAACGUCAUGCAGGGGAUGUUUGAUACGGCGAGGCUGCAGAGGGGGGAGACGAGGGUCAGGGGUUUGAGGAGGUUUUUUAAAGAAGGGAGUGAUGAAGAUGAGGACAGCAGUGAAGACGAGGAAGGCAGUUAA